AUGGUCGACCCGAAACAACAUGUCGAGCCCUCUCAACAAGUAUUUAUUGCUGAGCAUGAUCUCUAUGCCGUUGUCGUUGCUUUGACGGUCGUGGGCUCGGUCUUUCUUAUCCCAACUGCGUACCUUCGAUGGAGACACAACAGGCUGAAAGAACUGGAGGUUAUCUUUAUCGUGUUGGGAUAUGCCCUCUUUCUUACAUUUGAGAUCAUGCUACUGCAUAUACAACCGCUGGUCUAUCGAGUCGGUCGUGUUGUAUUGGGAAACGCUCCGCCUUAUCCAACCAUGGCGCAAGACAGGCAGAAGACAACGGUCCUUACGAUUACGGGAACCAUUGUGUUCUUCUCUACGCUUUGGUCGAUCAAAUUAUCACUGCUCCUCUUCUUCCGACAAUUGAUGAAGGGAUUGCCGGCCCAGCUGUUUUGGUGGACUGUGGUCCUGGCCUAUACCAUCAUUACCUAUCUAUUUUGCUUUCUCAGCACGAUAAUGGCUUGCGGUGGGCCUGCGAGGAUCAGCGGGAUCCAUAAAAAGUAUUGCCAGUCGCCGACAGAUAAUUUGACACGCAAUAUAAGCCUAUUGGGUGCAUUCGCGUCGGACUUGUCCACUGACAUAUUGACACUUGCGACGAAGGGGGAGAGAGUUGCUUAUCCCGUUACCGUAGUUAUGAUACUCCCGCUACGGCUCAUUUGGAACUUACGUAUCUCUCGUCAACGAAAAUUUGCUGCCAGUGCAAUGUUUUCCGUCGGUAUUCUAUGUAUGAUCACGGCAAUACUUCGUCUUGUCCAAAUCAACUCGACUACUGGGAUCACUUCGCCGAAUAUCCAAUGGAUCGCACUCUGGGGGACAGUUGAAGCUACUACCGCCAUCAUUGUUGGAUGUCUUCCCACGUUUCGUUUCUUGCGCAAAACCUCUAGAGCUACCGAUCAUGAUCCAACCAAGGGCACGGGAGAAAGCGCAUCUCGGCGGCCCGUCUCCAACGCCCCGACCAUUCCUCUUAAAUCGUAUACUUCUCGAAGCAACCCUCGGCACGGAACGAUGGAAAUCUCAUCCUCGAUGGAAAGCCUCACUCCAAGAUCAGGGUGGCGGGCCCCAAAUUACACUGAUGCGAGGGGCCCCGAUAGCUCUCGAGUGCUGUCGUCCACUCCCGCAGACUCGGAUUCAGACUCAGUCGUGUCAAGCAGGCCUGGUUCUCCCACUCCAAAGUAUACGCCCGCCGAACUGGCUGAAAUCUUCCUAGACUUCUAUACCUCUCUCACAACACUGCAUUACAACCCAGCGGAUCUUAAAAUCGCCCCCUCCGAAGGUUGGCCAAACUUCACUCCCGAAAUAUGCGGAGACUGGAAGAGCGACCACGCCAUUGAGGUCCUACGACGUCUACCGUACUUCAAUAGCCGCGCAGCGAUACAUUAUAAAUCGGAAUUGAUCGACUAUACUUCCUUGGAUCCGGUUCACUUUACUCAACCAGACUACCGCGAGGAGGGUAUGGAGUGGUGGUCCACUGAAGGCGAGGCCGAUCCAAUUCACAUCUUCUGCAUCGCGGAGGGUCAUGAAUCCUUUGGCCGCACUCUCUUCCUCGACACGAUGGCUGGUGAGAUCACCGAGCACAGGGUCCGGUCCGACCAGCUUGAUCCAGUUGAUGUCCGGACUUUCUUUAACGACCUCAAGGAGAAGCAUCGCAGCCUAACGCUCAUUCCUCUGGACGGUAGGGAGACUAUCGAGGCGGAUGAGGUGGACGAACGAACCGACGAAAUCAGCGAGGACGAAGUCGGUGCCCAGACAGAGACGUGGGCAACCGACCUAGAUAUCCAGUAUCUCAGGCAGCUUUAUCGGCAAUACGGUUGGCCUGAUGCUUUCCGCCGGGAGGAAGCCCAUCAUGCGAUCAAUGAACAGAUGAAUUUAUUGAUGGGUGACCGUUGGUAA
This is a messenger RNA of Uncinocarpus reesii 1704, 1917 nucleotides long. RefSeq lists its product as uncharacterized. The record is from RefSeq and is a predicted model, not a curated record. NCBI's taxonomy places the organism in Eukaryota, Fungi, Ascomycota, Eurotiomycetes, Onygenales, Onygenaceae. The transcript is spliced from 5 exons. The coding region runs from base 1 to 1917 and encodes 638 amino acids.